Molecule: messenger RNA, 2371 nt
Organism: Aaosphaeria arxii CBS 175.79
Lineage: Eukaryota; Fungi; Ascomycota; Dothideomycetes; Pleosporales
Product: actin-like ATPase domain-containing protein
Exons: 6
Coding region: 304-2274 (656 amino acids)
Biological process (GO): cellular response to unfolded protein; protein refolding
Cellular component (GO): cytoplasm
Molecular function (GO): ATP hydrolysis activity; misfolded protein binding; heat shock protein binding
Source: RefSeq, a predicted model, not a curated record
CACUCUCAGUGCUGUACUACAAUCUACUUUGUAACCUCCUUAUCGUCUGAAGGCUUCCAGAACUUUUCUAGAAAGAAAUUCUCUGGUCAGACUAUCCAGACAUUGCCCAUAAACAUCACGCCAUAUCGUUUCUUGACCCUUUGCUUAAUCACACUCGUAUCGUAAGGACACCAUGGCCUUAUGAAUGACUCAACAACAGAUGCUACUUCUAUGAUUGAUUGCUAUUCGUCGAAACGAAGAAUCCUUUGAGCUUUGAUUCUAUUUCUCAGGCAACAGCUUAAUUUAUGAAUUGGCAUACACCAUAUGCCCUCACUUCAGAUGUUAAACAUCAACACCCUAGCGCACCUCAGUCACGACAUUCCAGAAUCUCCCGAAACCAUGGUUCCGACCUCCAGACAUCGUUCGAGAAGACGCUCUAGUCGACUCUCCAGUCUCACCGGGUCGCCCUCGCUAUCAUUCAUGAUCCUUAUCGUCUUCACAUGCGGGCUCGCUCUGGUCCGUCCCGCGCAAACAUGCGCUUUCGACCGGACGAUCCCUCCCACCAUCGGAAUUAGCUUCGGAAACACUUAUUCCUCUGUUGUAUAUGAUGUAAAUAAGACAACCACAUACGUCCCCGACAAGGACAAUCAAACAUUUAUCCCAACAUGUGUCGCGUUCACAGAAACAGGGGAGCCAUUCAUAGGCACAGCAGCGAAGAGGCAAUUGUCCACGCAUCCGGAAAGAACAGUCUGCAACUUCAGAAACCUCUUACUUAAUAAGACCGACGAUUUGGUAACUCGAACGUAUGAGGUUGUCGACAAUGGAGGGUUCCCACUCGUGCGCAUCCCACUGCGCAACAAAGUGAAGACGUUUCACCCGGAAGAAAUUGCAGGCAUCUUCUUCCAGGGGCUGAAGGAUAUGAUGCAGGAGUAUACGAAGAAGAAGGCCCACCUUGUUCUUGUCUCUGCUGGUCCGGCUGAUGACUACGAUGAAAGGGAUGUCAUCAAGAGAGCCCUGGAAAUAGGUGGCAUAAACGAAAGUCGCGUUGUUCGUGACGGUAUUUUAGGUGCCAUAGCCUACAACGUCAACGGGCAUUGGAAAAGAUUUCUUGGUUGGAACCAAUAUGAAGAAGGUUGGUUGAAUGUGCUAACCUAUGACAUCGGGGCGAGCUCUUUUCGUGUGACUGUCAUGGAGGCCGAGGACGGCGUGUAUGAGGUACUGGGCGAGUCUAAAGACAACUGGAUCAAUGGCAAUGCCAUUGACCGCGAGCUGGUGGACUAUGUGACGCAACUCCAUCCAGCGCUCAAAGAGGUCGAGUCUUCCAUCUUAACCACCGAGAUGGAGCGCGUGAAAAAGGUACUCUCCUCCAACGACACCGCGCAAUUCACCUUCGAGAUCCCAAGCACCGGACAAACCAUCCAAGACACCCUAUCCCGCGACGCCUUCAACCUCAUCCUCGCCCCAUAUAUCCCCAAAAUCAUCUCCCACAUCGACUCUGCAAUCCACGCCGCGAACCUCACAAUCUACGACAUCGGCGCCAUCAUCCCCAUCGGCGGCACCCUCAACAUCCCGGCCCUCACCUCCCUCCUGACCCACCACUUUCCCCCCACAACCACCAUCCACGACUCUAUCCCCCCGGAAUCCGUCAUACACCACGGCCUCAGGAGCAUCGCCCGCAAUAUGGACACCGACGAGUACGACGGCAUCGUCGGCAACUUCGAUACCUCACGCCUCUCCCUCGGAGUCCGCACCGCCGGCGACAUCGCUUCGCCCGUCGUCUUCCGCGUGUAUAUCCUGCCCGCGAGCGUGACGCGCUACUUCACCACCACCCACGACGACCAGUCCCGCGCCGUCAUCGAGAUGUACGAGGGCGAUAGGGCCACGGUCGCGAAUAACACCGUGGUCGCGAGGAUCGAGGUCGACGGGAUCCCGCCGGCGAAGAGGGGCGUUCCUCAAAUCGCGGUCACCAUAUCCCUCCACGACUACACUGCCGGAAACUACACAUUCAACGUAGCCCUCACCUCCCCCGCUUCCCCCUCCAUCACGGAAGGAGAACAAGGACCCUCCUUCAACCGCACCCUCACCGGCAACCUCCGUCCCCUCAACUCGACAGAACUGACCGCCAUCUUCGACGACCUGGACGCCAACAUCGCCGAAGACGAGGUCGCGAAAGCGGGGAUUCAGGCCAGGUUGGCGAAGGGAGAGGUGGAGGUCGGCGAGACGGACGUCGUGGCGGUUGGGGACGUGUGGUGGGAUGGCAGCACGAGUGGGGUUGGGGGGAGGAUCGAGCUUUGAACUGCGACUUCUUUCUAUUGAGAAAGAGAGAGAUAUAUAUAGGUAUAUAUGUAGUUUGUAUAUUUGACGUGGCUACUAAGCUAUACGUGUGUUUUGG